AUGACCACUAACGACGAUUUGAAAUCUUUGUUAAUUGAUAUUAAAAAAGAGCUUAGUGGUAAACUUGACACAGUUGAAAGUGAAAUAAAAGCGCUGGUGAAGAAAAAUGCUGCCCGUACUGAGGAGAUCUCACUCAUGGUUAAGAAGGUCAACAAACUCGAGACAAGAAAUGAUUUUUUGGAAAAUAAAAUUCUUAACUGCGAAUCAAAAAUCGACUCCCUCCUUAACAGAGAGAGGGCUAAAAAUAUCAUUUUGUUCAAGGUUAAAGACACGAUUGCUGAAAACGAAAAUCUGCUCAAGACGCUUAGAGAUAUUUUCCAUCACGCUGAAGUUACUUUGGAAAUGAGGGACAUUGUGGCUACAAGGAGACUGGGUAAAGUUGCUGGUGCUAGACCUAUCCUAGUUACUUUGACUAACCAGGGAUCCAAAUCGAUGAUCUUCCAAAAAGCUGUAAACUUUGGUAAAAAUAAUAUUCGACUCUCGAAUGAUCUUCCUAAGGAGAUCAGAGAAAAAAGGAGGAAAGAACAUAGAGAGCUUCUGGAUUAUAAACAACUCUUAGAAAAACAGGGAAUAGUGGUCUCUAUCAAAGGCAGAUACUUGGUAAUGGAUAACAAAUUCUAUGAUGCAGUUACGGUCUCGGAAUAUUUAUCCUCAACUGGUGAAGAUACCAUUGUAAACGAAGAGGAUCAACAAGUGAGAGUGUCUAGUGAGAUUGACGAUUCCACCCAUGAUUCCACUCCCAACCUCAACAACAAAAAAUCUAGAACACAAACAAACAAAAAGAAUGGUGAUAAUAAGAAAAUUAAAAGUCAACCGGUUCGAGAUACCAGAGAAAUAAUUUCUUCCUAUCUUAGUAAGCCGAUGCGAAAUGAUAAGAAGAAUGAGUCAGAGGUGUCAUAG
Molecule: messenger RNA, 900 nt
Organism: Leptopilina boulardi
Lineage: Eukaryota; Metazoa; Arthropoda; Insecta; Hymenoptera; Figitidae
Exons: 1
Coding region: 1-900 (299 amino acids)
Source: RefSeq, a predicted model, not a curated record